AUGAGCUCCUCGUUGACCGGCAAACUCAGAGCUUUUGUGUUUAAUCCACAUAAUGGCCCAAAAGUGUAUCAGGACCUGAAGGCUGCUGAUGUGCCAGUAACGACUGCCGAAUGCAGGUCUUGCGCCGACCCUUGUGAUCAGGAUCACGAUGACUUUUCUAGCAGAUUGGACAUCGACCUGGACUCGGACAUGAUAGGAUCAGUGAAGCCCUACCGCCGACAGGUGGUCAUAUCAACGGGCCAAACAGACUGGGAGAAGGAAGUAACCGAAGUCGAAGGCACGCUUGCUGCCUUGUUGAUAACUGCCAACUCUUCAUUGGGCACUUCAAAGAAGCCCAAGUCCACCAACGAUCCCCUACCGUCUGGUCUUUUCUCUCAUACCAACGCAGGAAGGCUCGCCAUUCUCAAUGGAAGUCACAGACCUUUCUCUCGUGAUGAGUCGGAAGAGACUGUGAUCGUCCUUCCAGACUUCAUGGUCGUUUCUGGAGUCCCACGAACUUUGGCGGGCGCUGAGGCGUUGUGGAAAGCUGCUCUUGAUCCAGCUCUCGAUCGGGUUGGCGUGACCACCACCCGAUCUGACAAUCUCAGUACAUGGGUUCUACCAUACUCGUGUCUGAUACUGCUGUGCUCGCACAAGAGACGAGACAAACGAUGUGCCAUCGCAGCGCCAAUGUUAGAGAAGACCUUCCAGCAAUAUCUCGAGCGAGAAGGCUGGGAAGUUCACACCGACCUGCACGAUCUCACUUCCGAACCCUCCCUCGAGUCACAAGCUACCUCAACCACCGAGAAUGAACAAUUAAUCGAGACUCGACUCAAAUCCCUUCACGCUGAGCACAAGGCGUUGAUACUAAUGAACUCACAUAUAGGCGGACAUAAAUUCGCAGGCAACUGCAUCAUCUACACUCCUCGUGGAGCUGGUGUAUGGUAUGGGCGCGUCACACCCCAUGAAAUAGAAUCGAUUGUAAAGCACACGAUUAUUGAUGGCCAAGUCCUCCCAACUAUUUUUCGUGGUGGGGUUGACCUCGCCUGCCGCGGAAAAAAGACCCUGUAUGAUUGGUGACGGAACCAUCCCUUAAAUAUCAAUGAUAGAUGCUGUAACCUGCUAGCAGGGGAAUUUACGCGUGUCCCACCCAAACGACGAAAGGGAUACAGGCCACAUGAAUUAUUACAACUCCUUUAAAAUGGGGUACGUUAUACUAUAGAACAACAGCGAUAACAGAAGCAGGUAAAAACAAUCCACGAUGGACAAUCUUGUGUUCGACUCGAAACAAGAGAUAUAUAACAUGCUCCAUAAAGAGGAUAUGAGAAAAGGGGGGGAAUUGCAUGGGGAAGGGUGGCGAGAACAAAUAUGCGAUUAAAUCAGAUAAGUAGUAAUGGGAGGCAUAGUACCUCAAGCGGUGAGCACAUGCACCAAAUAAUGCAAAGGUCCAAAUUCGUCCGGAUGGAAUAAAAGCUCCGCGAGGCGCCGACCGCC
This is a messenger RNA of Suillus plorans, 1473 nucleotides long. RefSeq names its product Sucrase/ferredoxin-like-domain-containing protein. The transcript is spliced from 6 exons. Lineage: Eukaryota; Fungi; Basidiomycota; Agaricomycetes; Boletales; Suillaceae. Bases 1 to 1059 code for a protein of 352 amino acids. The record is from RefSeq and is a predicted model, not a curated record.